AUGUUUGAACCGCUUUCAUUAUUUGUCGGCUCAAUUCAUGUUAGGUUUCAUGUUGGAGAUGUGAUUUUGAUACUGCUAGAACAAGGGAUUCCAGUACUGUUAGAACAAGUAUCCCGAAGAUUCCCAAAGAAAAUAACCAAAAGAAUAGAAGUAGAAGACAAGAUCAGUGCUCUGCCUGACGAUUUGCUCGUGCAAAUAUUGUUGCUUGUCCCAACAAAAGAUGCAGUAGCUACCAUGAUUUUAUCAAAACGAUGGAGGUAUAUUUGGACGAUGGUGCCAAAGCUUGACUAUCUGAAUGAUGGUAUUCACAAAGUAGGUUUCCUUGAUUUUUUAUUCGGAGAUAGAGAUAGUUAUCAACGGUGGUUUUUACGGUUUAUUGAUGAGUCAUUGCGAGUCCACAAGGCACCUGUAUUAGAAAAAUUAGCUAUAGGACUCGGUCCAAGAUGCCCUGUUGAUGUAAAUGUUGACGUUGGAAAGUGGAUUGAAAAAGCAGUUAACAGAAAGGUGCGUGAGAUAGAGUUCAUACUCAGGUGGUCUGCCGAGCAUACUAGCUUGCCUAAGAUCCUUUACACAUGCGAUACACUCGUGUUUUUAAGUCUUUCCGAGAAGAUUCUCGUGGAUGUUCCUUCCCUGGCUUGCCUCCCAUCCCUGGAAGAUCUUGAACUUCACUCUGUGGUUUACAAAGAUGAAGAUUCUCUUGCUCGGCUUUUAUCAAGUUGUCCUAAUCUCAAUUAUUUGAGUGUAGAACGACGUGAUCUCCAAGACAACGUGAAACUUUUCAAUAUAAAAGCUCCAUUAUUAGAAAGCUUAUCCUAUGAGUAUGUAAGAUCACACAACGAAGGCAAUAUUGGUGGGGGGACUUUGGUUAUAGAUUGUCCCGCUUUAAAGGAAAUCUCCAUCGCUGAUUACUCGGGGGACUCUUGCUUCGUUGAGAACAACCCUCACCUUGACAAGGCAUUUAUCAGCGGUUUUUGUAACCCUGAUGACAAGUUUGUGGCAUGUCUUUCCUCAGUCAUAGAUCUCGAGUUAGUUUUGAACUUUGCAACGUUUGCGUGGUUUAACACUGUUAACUUCUAUCAGCUUCUGGAAUGUAAGAUAAAUAUUGUGGACGAGGUAGACUGGUUAGAACCACUAAUGUUUUUACUUCAAAAUUCUCCCAAUCUAAAAGUUCUUUCCAUCUACAAGACAUUCAUUCAAAAUGCGGAGGAGUUGCCACUUUCAUGGAACCAACCGAGUUCUGUUCCUGAAUGUUUGGCAACCCAUCUAGAGAUCUUUGAAUGGAAUGAAUAUGGAGGAAGAAACGAAGAGAAAGAAUUGGUAAAAUACAUCUUUGCCAACUCUAAAUUUUUAAAGAGAGCUGGAUUCUCCUUGAAAUCAACCAGCCAAAAUAAGAAGAAGAUGAUGGAAGAGUUAGAAUCUAUGUCUAGGAUUUCAUCAUCAUCCCAGCUUAUCUUCUCCACCCAAUUAGAAUAUAUGUGCGUUUUAUAUGAAAAGAAGUAA
Messenger RNA from Brassica oleracea var. oleracea, 1500 nucleotides. Its product is annotated as putative F-box/FBD/LRR-repeat protein At1g22000. Lineage: Eukaryota; Viridiplantae; Streptophyta; Magnoliopsida; Brassicales; Brassicaceae. The transcript has 3 exons. Gene Ontology annotation, molecular function: protein binding. The coding region runs from base 1 to 1500 and encodes 499 amino acids. The record is from RefSeq and is a predicted model, not a curated record.